This is a messenger RNA of Chondrus crispus (carragheen), 2004 nucleotides long. RefSeq lists its product as hypothetical. NCBI's taxonomy places the organism in Eukaryota, Rhodophyta, Florideophyceae, Gigartinales, Gigartinaceae. Bases 1 to 2004 code for a protein of 667 amino acids. The transcript has a single exon. The record is from RefSeq and is a predicted model, not a curated record.
AUGAAUCUAAAGGCUGGCUCUGUGGUCGAUGCAAAAAAGCCCGGUGGUCGACGCAAGUCUGCCGCGGUCCAAGAAGAUGCGCGUAAGGGCGUGGACACUCACGUCAAAGUCAAAUUCAAGGGCGACGCUAUCGUUUAUUGUAUACCAUGGAAGGAUAUUAACGCACAGCAUUUGAUUAAAGCAAAGCCCCCGAAUGCAGAAGCGGCAGGCAAGCCCUUGGUUGUGGUUAUUAACGAGGAAAAUCAAGACGUGGCACCGCGGGAAAAUGUGCAAUCGACGCCGUUUGCUCCGACGGCAACUUUGCGACUUGGUGGAGAUGAUCCCCCAAGCGGCGGGGGUCAAGCGCGAGUGACGCAAACUGGCCGGAAUGAGACUUUGUAUUCAGUACAGAAGAGAUGGCGGUUUCCACAGCCUCUGGACCUACCGGCGAGAGAUGCUAGGGUGCCGGCGUCUUCGUUCACUCCUCGUUUUAACAGAGAAAAUGUCAACUCUCCAGAUAAUGAAAGCCAUGGGAUGCGGAGUGAUUCUAACGGCGGGCCGAACGGGGGCCUGGCUGGGGAGUCUCCGUCCCGCAAGCACAAGGAAAGCCUUCUUGAAUUUACGCUCCGUAGUCCUCUACGUCAAGAAAAACGUGAUGCACCUCUUUAUCGAUUUUCGGACGAGAUUCGCGGGACGCCCACUUCAAGGCCUGAUUCACGUCCUUCUCAGUUUUCAUACCCCGCGAAGAGACAACGAACUGACCAUGGCAUGCCUGGAACAAAUGGUGUGAUAUCAGAAGUUGGAUCUUAUCAAAGCAAGGGACAUGUGACAUCGAUGGUGACUCCAAUUUCCCGCCAUCCUGCAGGGUCUUUGGAAGGUGUUUCCGUAUCCCGAUACCGCGAGGAGUGGAAAACUGCCGAAUACCGGAUUCCGCGGACCAGAUUACAACACCAACACAACUCCGAGCUAUGGCCACCUCACCCGCAUGUACCACCUCCGCGCGGAGACUUUUUUGCUUCAAAUUCGAAUCGGUACCGAAGCAUUACGGGUUCACGAGUUGUCGAGAACCAUGCGCCAAACGCUCGUUUGCGAAAGAAAAUUGACAGUUUCCGAGACGAGCGCAUCAUUUCAAUAAAGCGUCAGCCGGCAAGUCCAGUUGCUAAAUGUUUUCAAGGAAGUGAGCCAUUCCCGAGGGAAGAUCCCGGCUCUCUGGAAUUACCCAAGAGUUCAUUCGAAGCAAUGGAAAUCUGUGAGAAGCUCAUUAAGGAAAGCAAAGAGAGUGACUCUGUUGAUCAAGCAUCUGAAGAAGCUGAGACGGAAGAAACCACGAUAGAGUAUGUGGCUCUUCGAAGCGCCGCUACGAGAAGGCGGUGCAAGUCGAAACCGAAAAGAUGGCGAGCCAGAGCACUUCCCCACGUGCGAGUAAGUGGGCUUCCACAGCCUGCGAGUGAUCAAGGUACGAAUCAAGAAGAAUUGGUGGCUUGCGAGACGUCAGGACUUCGCAUCUGCCAUUGCGAGUGCGGCAAUCCUCUUGGUAAGGGUAGAGCACUUCAAUGUGGGAUGUGUGGACUUUGGUAUCACAAAGGCUGCGUUCGAAGUCAUGACGUGAUAGAAAAAUGGGAUAAGCCGAUGGACGACCCAAAAUUGUUUAUGUGCGACAGGUGCGCAGAAAAAGUAAUUACGGAGAAAAGCAUUCUAGCGAGAUCCAAAGACGACGAUAUUUCCGCGCAAGCCGUGGAGAAACCGGAGUCCUUCUUCUUUGCACAAACCGCUAUUGUUUAUGACGGCCGCGGUGGCCCUUUAACGGCUCCAAAUCACUGGAAUGUCAUGGUUACGCCCGAAGGACGAGAAAGUCGCAGCAGCGUGGCAUGGAGGGCCAGGAUCCCAUUGACGGAGAAUGAUAUCAACGCCCGGGCAGAGAACGUCGAACUGCUCAGGGCUGGCGUGCGACGCCCGUCAAUAGGACAGCAAGAGCGAGAUACAAUUGACUCUCGCUUCACUGAAAGCAUCUUGCACUGUACAUAA